GUCGAGCCUUUAAACUGUGAUCGGCAGGAAAUUUUUUGAUAGAGCGAAUAUAUUACCAGGAGUGUCUGCGGAAUAUUAAAUGGCUUAUGCUUGUGACAUGAUCCGUCCUUUGUAUAUGCAUGCGCAAUAUUUAUGUCGAGGAAUUAUUGGGCAAACCUGUGCAGGUCGAGCUCUCUGCCGAGACUGGACUUGACGUGGCACUGGAUGCGCUCGUUGACCUGGGAAAUGCGACGCAAGAAUUAUCUGCCAAAACCGAAUCUUUGCUCAGGGAGAGUGAGAGAGCUUACGAACUCGGAUUGGAAUUGAGUAGGGAAACGAACAAGAUACGGCGAGACUUGGAAGGUGCGGUGAGAGCAUGCUCGGGUCCAGAUCGUUCUCUUUGUGCUGUCAUUGACUCUUCGGGGAUUCGCCUGGAUCUACGGAUAGAACGGCUAUUGAGGGACGAUCGUCUUUUGCGUUUACGAAGCACCAGUCGGGAAAAUUUGACGGAAGCAGGACGUCAGGCUCGCGGGGAGUAUCUCCAUGUACCGCAUCACAUUGCCAGGACCACGCUGGAUGCUCGCAACCAGAUUCGACGCGAGAUCAAUGCAGCACGUGCCAGGAUUGUCGAUCAAACACGCACUGUAGAGAACAGUUUUGAACUCUCAAAGCAGCUUAUAGACUCUGUAAGGAACAUCACGGAUUACGUUGUACCUCAUGUUAUCGCUUUCGAACAUAUCAGAUGGAUCAUUGGAACAGCCAGUGCUCUGUGUAUUUUACCAAUUCUUUCGUUACUGAUUGGAGCUUUGUGCUGUCGCUGCGGAUCAUCCGAAAAUAAAGUGCGUCCAACUCUUUUGUGUGGUGUAGUUACAAGCUGUUUCGUCUCGAUUACACUAUGGACAGUGUUCAUCAUCGCUUUGGGUAUCGCUAGUCAUACAGAAAUGUUGAUAUGUCGACCGCUAUACGAUCCUAACUAUCAUACUAUGGAAGUUGUGCUGGAAACUCGAAUGUUUUUAGGAAGAAGGCUCGCAUUUCCUCUCAAGGAGCUCUUUGAAAAAUGUCGAAACAAUGAAGCAGCUUAUCCCGCCUUAGGGUUGGAAAACGCGAUGAAACUGGAAUAUUUGACUGCACAUUGGGCAUGGCCAGGCCUGUCUAGAGCAAUCUCAAAUGUUAAAGUCGAUUUGAAAGGCCUACAAAUAUUAACGCCAAAUUUACGACAACGUCUUCAGGAUCUCUUAUACGCCUGUGGUUUGAACCUCACCGCGCAUAGAAUUAUGAUUCAAGGUCCGAUUCUGAGUAAAGAUAUAAGUACAUUGUCGGAUCAACUGGACAAUAUAUCCCGUCAGCUGCAAGAUCGAAGUAUUGCCAGGGAACUGCAAAGCAUUGGAAUAACAAUGCGGGAUCUGACAUUGCGACAAGUGAAACCGCUAAUGAAGUUACAGGACGAUCUGAUCUAUCGUCUUGCAGUUCUAGAAUUGCAGGUGCAACCUCUUUGGCGUCAAGUCAAUCAAUCAAUCUCGCAUCUAAGGACGAUACAAUAUUACAUAGAUCAUCAGGGAGAGAAGAUUGCUCAAUUAAAAAUAAAGUCGUAUGUGGACCGACUAUCGAAUUAUCUAGAUCAAUGGCGAACUCACGUAUUCUCUGAAAUGAAUACGGAAAUAUCCAAAUGUCGACCCUUGUGGGACGUUUUAGAAGGAUUAAGAUAUUUACUAUGUGCUCACAUUUUAAGCCCUUUUGACGGUUUCUGGCUUGCUACGUUGAUAGGCGCAAUUGUUAUGAUAAUUAGCACACCAACAGCUCAUAUUUUGUCACUAGUAUACAAGAAAUCAUCUAGUUUUGUAGAAGAUGCUACCCUACUGUCAACAAGAGCAGAAAGUCUCAACACGGAUGACGACAGAACGUGGCAGAUGCCAGAUCCACCGCCGCCGCCACAAAGCAAUUGGUAACAAACGAGGGCGAAGGACGAUGACCUCGCGUUGCAGGCAGACUCAGAAAG
Molecule: messenger RNA, 1975 nt
Organism: Mycetomoellerius zeteki
Lineage: Eukaryota; Metazoa; Arthropoda; Insecta; Hymenoptera; Formicidae
Product: prominin-2
Exons: 13
Coding region: 120-1925 (601 amino acids)
Cellular component (GO): membrane
Source: RefSeq, a predicted model, not a curated record